UGUACUUCCGGUGCUGUGACCUGUGUUUAUCGUCUGUCUCGUCAAAUAUAGAAAAUAGCUGUGAAAACUAAAACCUUCUUUGCCCCGGUUCCUCGAUUCCAGAGCUUCGGUCACCUGCAGUGAUUAGUCGAUACCUCUCGAACAUGAAUUCUGACACAACCGCUUCCUGUCGACAUGUUUGCUCGCGGAGCGACUUUCCACAGCGGAGGCGAAAACAAGUGAGCUAGCUGGCUGCUCCGCCGCUAACAGAUUAGCAUAGCGUCGGGCUGAACACGGAGCCGCUGCACGGCUAGCAAGUGAAGCGGUGGUGAAAAAGACACCAGUCUCCUUUUCAUAAGCUAAAACUAGAGUUCGUUUAUUUAAAUUUUACUCUUUAAAAUAUGACCAUGGCCUGCGGUUUCCUACACACGAAUGAGUCAUCCCCCGCGGCUCUGACAGACCUGUGUCUGACCUAUGUGAGCCAGAACCUGGACUGUUUCUCCGUGAAGCGCCCGGACGGCUCCCUGUGCUUCAGAGAGGCUGUGCUCUUCCCACAGGAGCUAGCAGACCAGCUGCUGGCCAAGAUGGCCACUGAAGGUCUGUUGAAUGACAGCACAGUGGGUGUAUUUCGGAACUCUGAAUACCUGCGGCUGAGACGGGCCUGCAUCCGCACAGCGCGUAUCUCUGCCGAGGCAUUCCAGAAAGCUCUCUGUCCCCACAGACUGUUGGAGCUGGAUGCUGCCAGGGUCAAUGCAGACCUCACUAUUCAUGAUAUCCUACAGGGACUGGCCUCCAAUAAAUACUGUCAGGACUCGCUCCAGCGUCUUGGCUUAACAGGUCUCGCCAUGUCCUCUCUGGAGGAACCAAUCCGGUAUCGCUUCAGCUCCCUCCAGGGCCUCCGCUCACUCUCUCUUGCCAAUGUAGACUUCUAUGACUCUGGGCUGGUCGACGUUUGUUCCCUGCCUCGAUUAGAGAGCCUCGAUAUCUCCAACACCUCAAUCACCAACCUCACUCCACUGCUGGGCCUGAAGGAUCGGCUGCGAUCACUGACACUGCACCAGCUGAAGAGGCUGGAAAUGAGCACUGCUCAGCUGCUGGGACUCAUACGCCAGCUGGAUGUAUUGCAACACCUGGACAUCAGUGAUGAUAAGCAGUUUACCUCUGAUGUGGCUCGUCAGCUGCUUGGACAGCCAGGGAUUCUACCUGACCUCGUCUCCCUGGAUGUGUCGGGGAGGAAACAGGUUACAGAUGCAGCUGUUAAAGCAUUUGUUGAUGAGAGGCCGGGGAUGACCUUUGUGGGACUUCUGGCCACAGAUGCUGGUUUUUCUGACUUCCUCUCUGGAGAAGGAAAUCUGAAGGUCACAGGCGAAGCCAAUGAGACCCAGAUUUGUGAGGCCCUGCGCCGCUACAGUGAGAGGGAGGGUUUUGUGAGGGAAGCUCUAUUUCAUCUGUUCAGUUUGACCCAUGUCAUGGAGAAACCACGGCCUGACAUCCUAAAGUUGGUAGUUUUGGGUAUGAAGAAUCAUCCUGCCACUCUGAAUGUUCAGCUGGCAGCAAGUGCCUGUGUGUUCAACCUGACAAAGCAGGACCUGGCAGCAGGGAUGCCAGUCCGACUCUUGAGCACCGUCACUCAGCUCUUACUGGAGGCCAUGAGGACUUUCCCAAACCACCAGCAGCUGCAGAAGAACUGCCUGCUGUCCCUGUGCAGUGACCGCAUCUUGCAGGAGGUUCCAUUCAACAGGUUUGAAGCUGCCAAAUUAGUGAUGCAGUGGCUCUGCAACCAUGAAGACCAGAAUAUGCAGAGGAUGGCGGUGGCUAUUAUUUCCAUACUGGCUGCUAAGUUGUCCACAGAACAAACUGCUCAGCUAGGAGCAGAGCUGUUCAUAGUGAAGCAACUGCUCCACAUUGUGCGUCAGAAGGCCACUCAGGGCGUGGUGGAUGCCACCCUCAAAUUUACACUGAGCGCACUCUGGAACCUCACGGAUGAGUCACCAACAACCUGCCGCCAUUUCAUCGAGAACCAGGGGCUGGACCUGUUUAUUAAAGUUCUAGAGUCCUUCCCCAUUGAGUCUUCUAUUCAGCAGAAGGUUCUCGGUCUACUGAACAACAUAGCAGAGGUCGGGGAGCUGCACGAAGAGCUGAUGGUGCAGGGGUUCCUGGACCACAUCAGCACUCUGCUGCACAGCUCAGAGGUGGAGGUCAGCUACUUUGCCGCAGGCAUCCUCGCACAUCUGACGUCACGAGGAAAGGAGGCCUGGACGCUCAGCGCAGAUCUGCGGUCUUCGCUGCUGGAGCAACUGCAUGCUGUCAUUAUGAAGUGGCCCCCACCAGAGUGUGAAAUGGUAGCAUACAGGUCUUUUAACCCCUUUUUCCCUCUUCUGGAGUGUUUUCACACCCCUGGUGUCCAGCUGUGGGCAGCAUGGGCCAUGCAACACGUCUGCAGCAAGAACGCCGCCCGCUACUGCAGCAUGUUGUUGGAGGAGGGCGGCCUGCAGCAGUUGGAGCGCGUCCACACAAACCCACAGACUCACAAAGACGUCAAACUGCUGGCUGAGAGCAUUCUGGAGAGCCUGCAGCGCCACAGAGCUCGUACCGGCCAGCCAGCACACUCGCACACAAGUCGAUGCCCACCACCCCAAUAAUAUCACAGAGAAAACAAAGCUCCCUGACCAAGAAAGAGACACUUCAAAGGGAGGGGGGUGCCACCACUAAGGGGCUUCUGUAUUUGUGCGUACUUGUCUGUGGUAUUUGUAUCUAUCACACAAACAUAUUUCAUCAAGAAUCCCCAGAGUGGUCAAGGACAGAGAAUACGCAAUUCUUUGCACACACUAACCCUAUUUAUUUUCUUUGUGUUUGUUGUGCUAAUGUUUAUGAAAAAAUUAAAAUAUGAUAAGCUGUUGGUCAGUUAAGCUCAAAUCUCAUGAGGCCUGUGUUUGUGCUCGUUCUCAUUAGUGUGACUUCUGCAUCCUGAUUUUCAUACCAAAAACAUGUCCGUGCACACACAUACGAAUCUCAGUUUGGGAAAGCAAGCAGCCCUAUGAACUGAAAGUUUAUCCAAGGCUCUCGCCACUCUCCAGCCCCCUGUACUGUCACUUAGGGCUCUGCCUGUCUGAAUUGGUUGAUCAGCUCAUUAAAUAUACGCAUGACGCCACUUUGAGCUCGAGCAUGCUGGAGUUAGUCCAAAUUGUUGUGCUGUUCAUUUUAGAGAUGCCUGCCUGUUUGUUUAUAGCAGUGUUCCGUUCACUGAAACCCCACGGCCUCUGGGUCUGCAGUACUACUGUUGCUCUCCUCUUCAUUUAGUCUUUUUAUCAGCUAAUGCGUUUGAUUUGAUGUGACAGGACACUUGCCGAGGGUGUGUUCAGUGGGUUCAAAUGUUCCAGACAUUACAGAUGAAAACCUAAAUUACAGAGAAGUUAUGUCUCUUGAAGAAGCUGCAGUGCUAUUUCUUUUAUGAGCAUUUGGCUGCCCCAAGUCAGUUGAAUCCGCAAGCAAGCCAGUGAUGCUGUAAAUCAAACGACCCAGAGUAGGUCUCACAUGAUUUAUUGAAAUGAAAAAGAACUAAACGCAAUUAUUUCUGGUUUAAGUGCAAAUGUCCAUUCUGGAUAAUGAUGUGGUCAGUAAAGUCAUGAAGGUUGUACAGAUGUGCAUUAAGUGACAGCAGUUUUCUCUUUGAGAAACUGGUGUAUAUAUUGGUAUGUUAGCUGUGCUUCCCAACCAGUCCAGGUGUUGUAAAGACAGAGACAGCACUUCUCUGUGAGCAUGUGUGUAUGUACGUCUGUACAAGUAUCAGCAUCUUAAAGACUGUUUGUCAUUUGUACAUAUUAGAAAACACCAGAGAAAUAGUGAUUGCACCGGUUGCAUGAUAAUUAUUCUAUUGUAUGUUCCAUUGUUUGUUUCUGAGUAAGAGAAACAUGCAGAACAAAGAGAGGGGAAGUUGUGAUGGGGGUUAGGGGAGGUAGUGGAGUUGAGAGUUAUUUCCCUUUUCUGAAACCACUCGUCCACCUCCAGGAUUUUACUAGGUGCAUCUCUGUCGUCCAGAGAAUGUGCUGUGAGAGCUGACCCUGACACCCACCUUCGUCAUGGCUCCUGUAUCCAUUCUCGAUGCAAACCAAACUAAUGUCACUGUUACAACAAAUUGCUCAUUGAAUUCAUCAUUUCCAGGCAACAUGGAUCUUGGCUCCAGCAGUAACGACAGUGACAGGUCCCAAUGCUUUUAUAGAAAAUGAAAUCAAUGUAAUAUAUUGGGCUACAACCGGUAGUUGAAAAUACCAGUGAGCAAAGCACACAUCAGCUCCUCUGCUCAGUGAAUUAUGGCCUUGUUAAUUCUGCACGUGUCCCAGGCUGAUGAAGAGCUGCAGAUGACACAGAACAUGUUUUUUGUUCUCUUCUGUUGCUCCUGCUGAUGUGAUGGAUUGUUUUGUUAAGCCCCUGAACACCUCCCUGGAUGAAAGGCAGUUUUUUAAAAACAAGAAUUUAAUCAGAUAGGAAAUGCAAACCAGUUAAAGAUGCUGUAUGUCUGCUAUGACGGUGUCAUGUUGCUGCUGAGUCACGUUUUCAAGUUUGAAAAAAUAAAGAAUGUACAUUCCCAUAAACUGGA
This is a messenger RNA of Hippoglossus stenolepis (Pacific halibut), 4576 nucleotides long. It is a transcript of the gene zyg11, whose product is annotated as zyg-11 family member, cell cycle regulator. Bases 381 to 2621 code for a protein of 746 amino acids. The record is from RefSeq and is a predicted model, not a curated record. The transcript has 18 exons. Gene Ontology annotation, cellular component: Cul2-RING ubiquitin ligase complex. Gene Ontology annotation, molecular function: protein binding. Lineage: Eukaryota; Metazoa; Chordata; Actinopteri; Pleuronectiformes; Pleuronectidae.